This is a messenger RNA of Aspergillus calidoustus, 1041 nucleotides long. Lineage: Eukaryota; Fungi; Ascomycota; Eurotiomycetes; Eurotiales; Aspergillaceae. The record is from the annotation of a GenBank genome assembly.
AUGCGGAUAUCGACCACGGAAAGGCUAAUUCAAAAAAGGAUUGUGGAAUACGCGACCAGGGAGCAAGCGCAGAAUGCGGUCAACACUCUCAGUAACCAGAAUCUUAUGGGACGCUUAGUCUAUGUCCGCGAGGAUCGGGAACCUGAGCCUCGUUUCUCGGGCGGCCCUGCCCGUGGAGACUUUGGUGGUGGUCUUGGCCGUGGUGGAUUCGGUUACGGUGGUGGUGGCGGCGGCGGCGGCGCUGGAGGAAGACAGCUCUACGUUUCGAACCUCCCUUUCAACGUUGGCUGGCAAGAUUUGAAGGAUCUUUUCCGCCAAGCAGCUCAACAAGGCGCCGUAAUCCGUGCCGAUGUUCAUACCGACGCCUCCGGUCGCCCCAAGGGCUCCGGAAUUGUUGCUUUUGAAUCGCCCGACGAUGCGCGCAACGCUAUUCAGCAAUUCAAUGGAUACGAUUGGCAAGGACGUACCUUGGAAGUCCGUGAAGAUCGGUUCGCCGGAUCGGGACCCGGCAUGGGCCGCGGUGGCUUCGGCGGCGGUUUCGGUGGUCGUGGCGGAUUCGGCGGCCGCGGAGGUUUUGCUGGUGGCCGUGGCGGCUUUGGUGGUGGCUUCCGAGGAGGCUAUGGCGGUGGUUAUGGCGGUGCCCCUACUGGACCCGGCUUUGAGGGCGCCGCCUCGGUACCUCCCAACUCGUUCACGGAUUUCGCUACUUCCGGAGGCGACAAAGGUCCUGUGAUCUACGUGCGCAACCUUCCGUGGUCCACGUGCAAUGAGGACUUGGUGGACCUGUUCUCAACCAUUGGAAAGGUGGACCGUGCCGAAAUUCAAUAUGAGCCUAACGGCCGCUCUCGUGGAACUGGUGUCGUCCAGUUCGACAGCGGCGAUACGGCGGAGACUGCCAUUUCCAAGUUCACUGGAUAUCAGUAUGGUGGCCGCCCUCUCGGCAUCACUUUUGUCAAGUACAUGACCCCCUCGCAGGGCCAGGGCGACGUGAUGGAUGAUGUCCCACCAACCGGUGGUCUCACCCAGGACCAGAUCAUGUAA